Parascedosporium putredinis is the source of this 1812-nucleotide messenger RNA. The record is from the annotation of a GenBank genome assembly. Lineage: Eukaryota; Fungi; Ascomycota; Sordariomycetes; Microascales; Microascaceae.
AUGCGUCCACUCUCACGAUACGUCUUCGCUGCUCUCGUAGCGUCCGGUGUCUCGAACGGGGCGGUUCAACUUCUAAACAUCCAGAAAACUACGUACCCAGAACUCUCCGACACUUGCAUCUCUGUCCUAAACCAAGAAGUCGCUUGUCAUUCCCUCCUCAAGGGGACCGGUGACAGAGAUGCCCUAGCUGGGAUCCGGAGGUUUUUCAGCAGAGAGGACCUCGGCAGGCUCUGCGCAGAUGAGUGCUCCAGGUCGCUUCAGGUGUGGAUGGGACGUGUUUCCGGAGCUUGCGAUGGUGCUGCAGUUGUUACCGGUGACUUCUCAACCGCUGUUCUAGCCUGGGCAGAGAUAUUUCGGGAAGCAUUCGAUUCGAUCUGCUUGAAAGAUGAUAACGAUCGUCUCUGCAAUACCGUCCUUGGUGAUCUGAUGGGAAUCGACCCGUCGAACCAACAGCGGACAGCCGAAGUUGCGUCGGAUGCACAUUGCAAUACUUGCUUCCUAUCGUUGUUGCAAACACAGCUUGCUAUGCCGUUGGUCUCCAUGGAAUAUCUUGAGAAGGCAUUCAAUACUGCCACCUCAUUGUGCUCGGAAACUCGCUUCACCCUGCCGACUCCUCCAUCCUCAUCAGUUGAUUGGGAAGUAAGAGUUACAAGAACGAAUCCCGAGGCACCCGAACCGACCCCGACCUGUGACGGUAUAGAAUAUUCGAUAGAUGGAAAAUCCUGUGUGGAAGUCGCCACGUCCGCUGGCACCAGUACCAUGAAACUGAUCGCCGCAAAUGGGCUCGGCGCAUUCUGUUACGGUUUCCCCAGCUCGGGCUCUCUUUGCAUUCCCAGAGAUUCCACUUGCACACCCUACGUUAUAAAAUAUGGUGAUACUUGUCUCUCGAUUGCUCAAAACCAUGAAACCACAUUCUUCCGAAUUGUAGGCUGGAAUCCGGAGCUAGGCAGAGACUGCAAGCGCAUACACCGGCAUGUCGGCUACGCGAUCUGCGUCUCCUCACCAGGCGGGGAGUCGGUUAGGCCCAAGCCCCACAUUACCUCUAUAUCACGCUCGACAAAAACGUGGAACUUGGAGGGUAUGACGCCUGUUGCACAGCAACCUAUCGCUACCCGCAUGAGAACCCCUGACGAAUUUACUAUCGAGGUGGCUCGGGGGACGCGUCAAGAUUGCCGUAUCUAUCUUGUCGGCGGCGUGACGACUCAAGAUGAGGUGAUCGGAGGAGCCAGCACCACCGCCUGUAGUGACGUGGCAGCCAGAUAUGGUAUCGCAUUGGAGAAUCUUCUCCUCUGGAAUCCAUCACUUUCCCGAGGACCAGACUGUGCUCUGCUCAGUGAUGCCCAAUACUGUGUGCAGGCGUUCAAAAUCGAUAGCGAGGGAAUCACGGAUGCCUGUGUGGGGACUUCCACCCCAAAGGCUACAGACGACUGUCGACAAUUCCACCUCAGGUUUGGCCUCGUAGAGGAGCAGUUUACCGCAUGGAAUCCCGCAGUGGGUAGAAAGUGUGAAAAUUUUGUCCUUGGGUUCAACUAUUGCGUGAGAAUCGAACAUUAUCGUCCACCAGGGAUCGUAUCAACUUGCAAUCAGUUUGUGACUGCAAAUAAAAGCUCUUACCGCCGUGAUUCAUGCAAGUUCAUAGAAGAGUUAUACGGACUAUCGCAUGAGCGCUUUGUAGCCUGGAACCCGGCUCUCAAAUAUGGGUGUGAUAUCUUUGCUGGGUACGACUACUGUGUGUCCAUCAGGAAGAGCUUCCAGAGAGUUCCCAAGGACCAUGGGGUACUGGACCAACUUGGCCCGCCAGUAGAGGAUUAG